AUGGGGAAGUCUUGGAAGGAAACAAGGCUGAGGUUGUAUGACCGUUUUUAUGAGCCAACAUUCACAACUGAACAAAAUCUUGAGAAUCGCCCGCCGGGAAUUGAUCGAGAGCAUUGGAGAUGGUUCCUUGACUAUCGCGCCGAACCUGAGACGAAGGGGAAGUGCAAGAAAAACGUGGUCAAUCGAUCAAAACAACAGUAUACCCACACUGGCAGCUCGAAAAGCUUCGCACGGCGGAUAGAAGAAGAGUCGGAAGAACAAGGAAGGAUAGUCGGUAGAGGAGAGCUGUGGAUCAAAGUGCACAAGAAAAAGGAUGGCUCAUAUAUCAAUGAUGAAGCAAGAGCAAUUGGUGAAAAAAUUGAGGAGAUUGAGCAACAGGAUGAGUCUUCCAGAAUGUUGUCUCAAAAUGAUUCCAUUGCUCAGGUUUUUGGAAAAGAGAAACCGGGUAGAGUACGUGGUGUGGGUUUUGGACCAACUCCUAGCCAACUCUUCGGUCCGAAUUCACAUGCGUCUGGCAACGGAGUCCAACAAGAAGAGACCCAGAGGAAGCUGCUUGAACUGCAGGCAGAGUUGGAAGGCGAGAAGUUGAAGAGAAAGGCGAUGGAGGAUGAGGCAGCAUCAGAUAAGAAAAAGAUGAAGGCGAUGGAGAGCGCUCUGAUUUAUUUGUUUCAACGGCAGGGUGAGGAGCUUCCCCCAGAAAUCGCUGCAGGGACGGGUUUCGUGGAAUGA
Molecule: messenger RNA, 729 nt
Organism: Arachis ipaensis
Lineage: Eukaryota; Viridiplantae; Streptophyta; Magnoliopsida; Fabales; Fabaceae
Source: RefSeq, a predicted model, not a curated record